AUGCUGAUUUUUGCCUUCAACGGAGUAGCUGAAUCUCAGUCGGCCACUAUGUUACUUCAGUUGAAAAAAGAGGACAGCCACAUUCGUGUCACUCAAGACGAAGAAACGUGGAUCGGUCUAGAGGCGGUGCCGGUCGUGUAUCUGGCCGAGAUCUCAACGAAACGCCAGCGCAGCAUCUUUUUCUCCUUGGUGACCGCCUGCUUCUCCCUCGGAAUCGUGCUUUCCAACACUCUCGGCUACCUGCCGUACCCCAUCGCGUCGGCCAUCUUCAGCCUCGUCUGCUUCGGCUACUUCAUCCUGCAGGCCUUCACCCCCGAGUCUCCGUCCUGGCUCUACAACGCCGGUCGAGUCGACGCCUCCAUCGCGAGUCUAGAACGCCUCGGCCGCUCCCCCACCGACAUCCAACGGGAACUCGAAAUCCUCAAAACAACCACCAAAAACACCGACAAAUUCACCCUCGCCUCGUUCUUCCACCCCACGGUCUACAAACCCUUCCUCAUCUUGUGCCUCUUCCACUUCAUACAAAGUGGAACGGGGGUGUUCGACAUACUCUAUUACACCGUGGACUUUGUGCAAGCCCUCGGCACGGGCUACGAUCCCUUGAAUGUGUCCAUACUCAUGUCUAUCAUCAAGUUCGUGACGACCUCGACGAUCGGGGUCUACUUCACGGCGUCCGCUUCCAGGAAGUCUGCGACGGCUUUUUCAAGUUUCUGGGUGGCCGUCACGUUCGGUUUGGCGGGGGCCUACGCGUACGUGUACCGCGACGUCCAGGACAAGCCGCUUUCGUGGUUCCCGAUAGCCUUGAUCCUGGUGUCGAUUGCAGCGUGCUCUAUCGGGAUCACGUGUCUUCCGUGGAUCAUGGCCGGCGAGGUGUUUCCGCUGCGCGUGCGCGGCGCCAUGUCCAGCGCCGCUUUCCUCGUCGGAGCCGUGCUCAUGUUCUUCGCCAUCAAGGUCUACGCGGUCUGCAUCGCGGCUCUCAAGAUUUGGGGGCUCAUGUGGCUUUUUGCCGCCUUCGGCGUUUCGGGCGUCUUUUUUGGGAUGUUCGUGCUCCCCGAGACCCAGAACAAGACGCUCUAUGAGAUCGAGCAAGGGUUCUUGCCCAAAGAGCAGAGGAUGGUAGACAAAGAGCUUGUAACGAUUCCAGAAAAGUGA
Molecule: messenger RNA, 1152 nt
Organism: Bemisia tabaci
Lineage: Eukaryota; Metazoa; Arthropoda; Insecta; Hemiptera; Aleyrodidae
Source: RefSeq, a predicted model, not a curated record